Molecule: messenger RNA, 1757 nt
Organism: Microtus ochrogaster (prairie vole)
Lineage: Eukaryota; Metazoa; Chordata; Mammalia; Rodentia; Cricetidae
Gene: Dmrt1
Product: doublesex and mab-3 related transcription factor 1
Biological process (GO): regulation of transcription by RNA polymerase II; sex differentiation
Cellular component (GO): nucleus
Molecular function (GO): DNA-binding transcription factor activity, RNA polymerase II-specific; RNA polymerase II cis-regulatory region sequence-specific DNA binding
Source: RefSeq, a predicted model, not a curated record
AUGCCUAACGACGACUCAUUCAGCAAGCCGUCUACACCGACGGAGGCCCCACACGCUCCGGGGGCCCCGCCGCAGGGCAAAGCCGGCGGCUACAGCAAAGCGGCCGGGGCGAUGACCGGAGCGGCCGGAAGCUCCGGCGCGGGGGGCAGCGGAGGCGCCUCGGGCUCCGGGCCGUCGGGCCUGGGUUCUGGAAACAAGAAGUCCCCGAGGCUGCCCAAGUGCGCUCGCUGCAGGAACCACGGCUAUGCGUCGCCGCUCAAGGGCCACAAGCGCUUCUGCAUGUGGCGGGACUGCCAGUGCAAGAAGUGCAGCCUGAUUGCGGAGCGACAGCGCGUGAUGGCCGCGCAGGUGGCCCUGAGAAGACAGCAGGCCCAGGAAGAAGAACUGGGCAUCAGCCACCCCAUCCCGCUGCCCAGUGCAGCUGAGCUGCUCGUUAAGAGAGAGAAUAAUGCCAGCAACCCGUGCCUGAUGGCUGAGACCAGCAGCUCUGCCCAGCCUCCGCCAGCCAAUACUCCCACCUCUGCUGCCUCAGAGGGACGCAUGAUCAUCCAGGAUAUUCCUGCUGCCACCAGCAGAGGGCAUGCGGAGAACGCACCGGACCUGGUGUCAGACCCCGCCUACUACAGCAGCUUUUACCAGCCAUCUCUGUUUCCUUACUACAACAACCUGUACAACUACCCGCAGUACUCGAUGGCCCUGUCUGCCGAGUCCUCCUCUGGGGAGGUGGGAAAUCCCCUUGGGGGAUCUCCUGUGAAGAACAGCCUGCGGAGUCUGCCAGCACCUUACGUGCCCGCGCAGACUGGAAAUCAGUGGCAGAUGAAGAGCGCGGAGAGCCGUCACCCGGUGAGCUCCCAGUACAGGAUGCACUCAUACUAUGGGCCUCCCUCCUACCUGGGACAGAGCGUGUCCCAGAUCUUCGCCUUUGAGGAUGGCCCCUCCUACUCAGAAGCCAAAGCAAGUGUGUUCUCGCCGCCCAGCAGUCAAGAUUCUGGCUUGGUUUCCCUCUCCAGCAGCUCUCCAAUGAGCAACGAGAGCACGAAGGGAGUUCUGGACUGCGAGUCUGGACCUUCUGAGCCUAGCAGCUACCCAGUCAACCAGGUCCUGGAUGACGACGAGGACGAGUGAGCCGAGCCGCAGGUCGGCGCGGUGCCCACUGGGUAGUAGAAGGGUUGCUUUAUCGGCAGGGUUUGUUGUUAUUUGCUUUGUUUGUUUCCGUUCAGAAGUUUUGGUUCAUAUUCCUUAGAGUUAGAUUAAAACACUUGGAACAGUGUAGGGUUCCAGAUUACCAGCUGCAAGAAUUAAGUGCCUGGCUCCCCAAGUUUAAACAGUAAUCCAGUCUCUCUCCUUCCCCACUCCUGCCCCCCUUCCUGAGAAACUAAUUGUCAGCACAAGUUAGUCACAAUUACAUGCUACUUUUGGAAUUAAAAUGAAAUCUUAAGUGCCUUAGAUUGUUAUAAAGUUUUCAGGAUUUUAAUGAAACCUAGAAAAUAUAAAUUUAGCCAAGUCCUUGACCAGAGAGAAGAGCAGGCAGAAUUACUUUAGAACUCUGCAGAAAGUAAAUGGGGACACUGUUUCUGUGUUGCUGUUGGAAAUAGCUGUAUCACACACUCCAAAUCCAAACGUAACUAAAAUACACAGAGAGAAGACUAUUCAAGGCUGUCAACACUACUUUUCCAGUAAAGGGUAACUUAAAAGCAACCUGGCCAGGCAUUUCCUGGGUGGUGUUCCUAGAAUGAGUUUAAUGUGUACAUCUUCUU